AUGAAGAAUUGGUGGGGAAAGAGUAAAUCUAAAGACGUAUGAACGAAUAUAUGUAAUAGUAUGGGUAUCGUACUUAUAAAAUGACGGAACGGCCGACUCGGAAAGUAGUUCGGUGGUUGUUGAUCGGAAGAAAUUGAUCUAACUGUUUUAAUUAGAAAUAAGAAAAUAAUUUUAAAAAAUCAGGAUGUCGGUAGCUGGACCAGAGAUCAUUCCUGGCACAGUAGCAGCAACUACUGCUACUGCUGGAAUGUCAGCGUUUUCGGUAUUUUUGGCACUUCUUGUUCCUGCCCUUGUUUUGUGGUAUGUUUAUUUCAGAGUUUCACAACGACACGUGCUUGAACUUGCGGAAAAAAUCCCCGGUCCACCAGGAUAUCCACUUAUUGGAAAUGCAUUGGAAUUUAUGGGAAGCUCAGACAGUAUCUUCCGUAAUAUAAUGGAACGUUCGAAUGAAUUCGAUCAAGUAGUACGACUUUGGAUCGGCCCGAAAUUGUUAAUUUUCUUGGUAGACCCACGAGACGUUGAAGUUAUUCUUUCCAGUCAUGUUUACAUCGACAAAUCCGCAGAGUACCGAUUCUUCCAGCCAUGGCUCGGAAACGGUCUUCUCAUUUCAACCGGUCAAAAAUGGAGAGUACACCGUAAAUUAAUUGCUCCAACUUUCCAUUUGAACGUAUUGAAGAGUUUCAUUGAUCUCUUUAACGCAAACUCACGUGCAGUUGUAGAAAAAAUGCGUAAAGAAGGUUCCAAAGAAUUUGAUUGCCACGAUUAUAUGUCUGAAACAACUGUUGAAAUUCUUCUGGAAACUGCUAUGGGUGUGUCGAAAUCUACUCAAGAUCGCAGUGGAUACGAAUACGCAAUGGCUGUAAUGAAAAUGUGUGACAUACUCCACUUGCGUCACACUCGCGUUUGGUUAAGACCUGAUUGGCUCUUCAACCUGACUAAGUACGGAAAAGACCAAAUUCAAUUGUUAGAUGUCAUCCACAGUCUUACUAAAAAAGUUAUCCAACGUAAGAAGGAAGACUUCAAAGCCGGAAAACGUAACUUUAUCAAGACAACUGAAAGCAAAGAUGCUAAAUUGACCAGUGUAGAAGGUCUGUCAUUCGGUCAAUCAGCAGGAUUAAAGGAUGAUCUUGAUGUCGAUGACAAUGACGUUGGUGAAAAGAAGAGAUUGGCAUUCUUGGACCUUUUGAUGGAAGCCGGUCAAAACGGAACCGUUCUUACUGAACAAGAAGUCAAAGAACAAGUUGACACUAUUAUGUUUGAAGGACACGAUACGACCGCUGCGGGAUCUAGUUUCUUCUUGUCAAUGAUGGGUUGCCACCCGGACAUCCAAGAAAAAGUUAUUCAAGAGCUGGACCAGAUCUUUGGUGACAGUGACAGACCUUGCACUUUCCAAGAUACUUUGGAGAUGAAAUAUCUCGAACGGUGCUUGAUGGAGACAUUGCGUUUGUACCCACCAGUACCUGUCAUUGCUCGUCAAAUCAAGACAGAUUUGAAACUUGCAUCCGGAGACUACACCGUUCCCGGUGGUUGCACAGUCGUAGUUGGUACAUUCAAGAUGCACCGUUUACCUCACUUAUACCCGGAUCCUGACACAUUCAACCCAGAUAACUUCUUGCCAGAUAAGACAGCAAAUCGUCAUUAUUAUGCAUUUAUACCAUUCUCAGCUGGACCACGUUCAUGCGUUGGUCGCAAAUAUGCUAUGCUCAAGCUUAAAAUUCUUCUGUCAACGAUAUUGAGAAACUUCCGUGUAAAGUCAGAUAUUAAGGAAAGUGAUUUCAGGCUCCAAGCUGAUAUUAUUCUUAAGAGAGCUGAAGGUUUCAGAGUGCGUCUUGAAUCAAGAACACAAGUAGGCGUUACUGCUUAAGGUACAAAUUGUAGUAUAUGUUGUAAAAACACAUAAAAUAAUUAAUAUUUUAUUGAUUUAUUACUUUUGUUGUAAUAUUAUUUUUAACUAUCAAAAAUAUUGCAAUCUUAUGUAGGAGAAUACAUUAAUCAUUAACGUUUA
Molecule: messenger RNA, 2005 nt
Organism: Cotesia glomerata
Lineage: Eukaryota; Metazoa; Arthropoda; Insecta; Hymenoptera; Braconidae
Gene: Cyp4g15
Product: cytochrome P450 4g15
Exons: 8
Coding region: 185-1864 (559 amino acids)
Molecular function (GO): iron ion binding; oxidoreductase activity, acting on paired donors, with incorporation or reduction of molecular oxygen; monooxygenase activity
Source: RefSeq, a predicted model, not a curated record